Messenger RNA from Pisolithus orientalis, 1041 nucleotides. RefSeq lists its product as uncharacterized. The transcript has 6 exons. The record is from RefSeq and is a predicted model, not a curated record. Bases 1 to 1041 code for a protein of 346 amino acids. Lineage: Eukaryota; Fungi; Basidiomycota; Agaricomycetes; Boletales; Pisolithaceae.
AUGGCCAAGCCUGACCCCAAGGCAAAUGAGUAUAGCAAGCUUGAUGACAGUAAUGCUCAAGCAAUGAAGGCACUCUCAAAUUCGAAGACUGCUGUAGGAUGCUCUAUCAAGAUCAUGAACAUGAGAUUGCCUCCAAACGAGGAUGAGGACAAGGAUGACACCAAUUAUCAUGAGCUCACUGCCACCGCUGCUGCCAACAGUCCCAUUGCAAGUCACCAGCCACCAAAGACGUGUCCUGGAAUGGACUGUGAAGAUGCAAUCCCUGACAAUAUCUCUGACCAGCUCAAGACUGCCUUGUCCACCUAUGUCGGCCUUGUCAAGGAAAGGAAGACCAAUAUUUCCCUCAAGGUCACAGAGGCAAAAGGUUGGCCAGCCACAAAAAUCGAGUUCAAAGAUAUCCCCUCUCACAUUCUGGAAAUGUAUGAUGAACUCAAGAAACUUUUGUUCGAUGUGGAAGCACACAAGAACCUCUGGCUCUGGACCUGUUUCAAAGCCAACCUCAAAGUGAAUCAUUACACAAUAGCGCAAUUUGCUCAAAUGCACAUCCCUCCAAUGUCUUCAGCAAUAUGGGAAAACUCACGCUGCAGAUACUAUGGUUCGAAAGGUGCUGCAAUUGUUAUGCACAUGCUACUCCAGCUAUUUCCACCAACAACGUCCACUGACGCUUUUCAGCCUCUUUCACUUUUGCAGUACCUAACCUACUUCAUAAUUCCCCAUGUCAUCUGUCAGUUUAUCACUCAAGACUUCAGCCUUUUGUCGACCAUGCCCACACACAAUAUCAUGGUAGAAAGUAACGAUGUUGGCAAACUGAUCAAUCCCAAGCGUGAUGAUGAUGAUGAGCUCGAUCAGAUCAAACGUGCAAUGACAUUUGCUCUUAAACAGAGAAACCUCAAGGGCCAAAUGAUCCAUGACACUGCUAAGGCACUGGUCACACUUCAAUAUGCAAAGACAACUGAUGUUCCAGGCACGAGUGUCAAACGCUUGCCCAAAACUGCGUCUUGUGCUUCGUCUACCAAAGGAGGGAGCCCCUUGCACAUCUAG